AGGUAAAUGAUCAAAAUGCCAGGGCAUUUACAAAUCCGAUCCUAUCACAGUCCAGACUAUGAGGAAUGCAGAGAGAUCUUUUCUCAAGGGAUGCAGCAACUUAUCAGCAUUACCACCUAUCUCAUUUUUUCAAAUCUGUUCUGGUACAUUACCAUGGUAACCAUUUUUGCUGUCAUGGCCUCUUUCAAGUGGUCUAUCUUGCCUUUGGUAGCAUGUUUGUUCCUCUCUCUUAUUUUAUGGGCUCUUUUGUAUGUCGUCAUCUACCUUCAAAUAUGGAAGAUCAUCAACUAUUGCUUAAAAACAGACUUGUUGGACAUUGAAAAGACCUACAUGUCUAACAAAGGCUGUCACAUUUGGGUUGCUGAAUGGAAUGGUCAAGUUGUAGGAAUGGUGGGACUCAUUCAGAAUGAAGACCACAAACCAGGAAUAGCAGAGCUUCAGAGAAUGUCUGUCUCCAAAACUUGUCGAAAAAUGGGAGUCGCAAGCAAAUUGCUUGAAGAACUUCUCAAGCAUUCCAGGCAGCAGGGUCUUGAGAAAAUUGUUUUGAAAACUUCAAAUGCUCAAGGACCAGCUGUCAGACUCUAUAGGAAGUUUGGUUUUAAGCUUAUAGAAGGAAAACCUUUCAUUCCCAACUUCAUCUUUAAAAGUCUGAUAAUAAUGUCUUUUGAACUUGAACUCUGAUAGAUUCAAAACACAAGGUUUAAAAGUGCAGGUUGCAAGUUCAAUUACAUCUUCAGGUUAAGUUCCUUUACUCCAAGCCAUUUUCUUAAGUAGCAAUUCAGACAAAAUUUUUUAGGUUAUAAGGAAAAGACUUGAAGGUGACUUGGGUCAAAUUCUUGAUUCCUCCAUGAAUCCUUGAAUCCUUUGUGGUUCUCAGCUAAGCUGGCCUAAUUCAUUCAAGGUUAAACUUUGAAACAAGAAUUAAACAUAACAGGAAAAUUAUAUCAAAAAAAUAACAAGAAAAGUAUAUCAAAAAAAUUUCUGUGUUUAAUCUAUGCGAAAACAGUCAACAUAGCUAUA
Molecule: messenger RNA, 1020 nt
Organism: Pocillopora damicornis (cauliflower coral)
Lineage: Eukaryota; Metazoa; Cnidaria; Anthozoa; Scleractinia; Pocilloporidae
Product: N-acetyltransferase 8
Molecular function (GO): N-acetyltransferase activity
Source: RefSeq, a predicted model, not a curated record